Sarcophilus harrisii (Tasmanian devil) is the source of this 998-nucleotide messenger RNA. It is a transcript of the gene COQ7, whose product is annotated as coenzyme Q7, hydroxylase. Lineage: Eukaryota; Metazoa; Chordata; Mammalia; Dasyuromorphia; Dasyuridae. Gene Ontology annotation, biological process: ubiquinone biosynthetic process; regulation of gene expression; determination of adult lifespan. Bases 270 to 809 code for a protein of 179 amino acids. Gene Ontology annotation, cellular component: mitochondrial inner membrane; nucleus. Gene Ontology annotation, molecular function: 3-demethoxyubiquinol 3-hydroxylase activity. The record is from RefSeq and is a predicted model, not a curated record. The transcript is spliced from 6 exons.
AAGCGAUAUGAUAAAUACUUGUUUGUGUUUGUUCCCUCCCUCUACCUCCGCAAGGGACGCUGAUAUCAAGGAAGUGAUGUCAUGACUUGCAAAUGAAUUUAAUUUAAAUGAGGAAGAGCUGUGCAAGGUCAUCUGCCUCACUUUCCCCUCCAGGGUCCAGUGGCUAGAUAAUAGAUUCAGAUGAUGGAGGUGGCCCCAGAUGAAAUCAGAGACUUUGCUCUUUUUAAGGUUAUGCAAGAAAUGCCAGCAUCAGAUUUUGCAAUACAGGAAUGACAUAUAAAAAUAUCAACCAUGCCACUGUAGAUCGAAUCAUCCGGGUAGAUCAUGCGGGAGAAUAUGGAGCAAACCGCAUAUAUGCUGGACAGAUGGCUGUACUUGGUAGAACAAGUAUGGGACCAGUUAUUCAGAAAAUGUGGGAUCAAGAAAAGGCACAUUUGAAAAAAUUUAAUGAGUUGAUGGUUACAUUUAGAGUUCGGCCAACUAUUCUCAUGCCCUUUUGGAAUGUAAUGGGAUUUGCUUUGGGUGCUGGAACAGCUUUGCUUGGAAAGGAAGGGGCAAUGGCUUGCACAGUGGCUGUAGAAGAAUCAAUAGCACACCAUUAUAACAACCAGAUUAGGACAUUAAUGGAAGAGGAUGCAGAAAAGUAUGAAGAACUCCUUCAGACAAUUAAAAAAUUUCGGGAUGAGGAGCUAGAACACCAUGAUACAGGACUUGACCACAAUGCAGAAUUGGCACCAGCAUAUAGCAUCUUGAAAGGUGCUAUUCAGGUUGGAUGCAAAGCUGCAAUAUAUUUAUCAGAACGAAUUUAAAAUAAUUCUUUGUGAUAAUAUGGAAAAGUUGAUAGCAAUUACGGAGUUAUAUUUGCACAUGUGAAUUUUAUAAUUAUUGUAAAUUUUGUUAAUAAAUUGGAUGAUUCUACUUUUAAAAAAUCUUUGAUUUUUCUAUGUACUGCCUUCAUGUCAUAAGAUAACGUUCAGAUAAAUGUACAGUUAUUCUUA